Molecule: messenger RNA, 1857 nt
Organism: Manis javanica (Malayan pangolin)
Lineage: Eukaryota; Metazoa; Chordata; Mammalia; Pholidota; Manidae
Source: RefSeq, a predicted model, not a curated record
UUGGACUUACUAGUCCUCAAAGUGUUGUAUCUCCAUUUUGUUCACUUUGCCAUGCAGAACACAGUUAGAGGUUUACAAAGACCUUCUGUUCUCAUGAGCAUUGUCCUCAUACUUGUCCUUUCUUGUUUCAUGUCUUUGCAGUUCCUUACAUCCUUGUAUUGAGUCUGGCAAGUAUGUGCUUGGAGAAUAAGACAUUUUAAAGAUGAAGUGAAGACUUCAUAAAUUCAGGGAUCUUAAAAUACGAACUUCAUAGCAUUCUGAAAGGAAAGCUUUCCUAAUCUUACAUUGAUCCAGUGUUGAGAGUGAGUGAGAUGGAGUUCAGCUAUGUUUGGAGCUACUUUGAGUUUGUAUCAGUUUGUGGGUAUUACUAACAUUUUAAUUUCACAGCUUACAAGGUAGGCAUUUAACAUUUAUAUUGAACUAGGCUAAAGAUCCUGAAUGACUUCCCAAGGUCAUAGUCACACAGCAAGUAAGAAGCAAAAUGGCAUUACUAAUAAUUGUCCCUAUUAAAAAAAUUUGGUUAUAGCAAAGUAUACAUUGAAAUGGGGGUAAUAAUUUUUCUAGUUUUUGUUUUUGAUUAGGUGGCUUUAUUAUCUGGAAAAUGAACACAUAUUCUACCACAGAAACAAAAAAUUUGAAAACCACAUCCUUCCAGAUUCUUCUGUGUUGUUUCUGGAAGUAUAUUUCAAGGUGGAUUUGUGUGUCCGGGACUCCCUUUAGUAGCAUUAGCAAAUUUGGUUUAUGAUUACCUUGACUCAGAAUAGUAAUCUGAAUCCUACUGAAUACUGCCUCUUGCAGGAUCAGAAAAUACUUUUCUAAGCCCUGAUCAUCAUUUCCAAGCAAAAAUUCUCAGGUCUUGCCCCCCACCCCAUCAAGUCCAGGCUGUGAACAUAAUGAUUUCUGCUGUCCUCUUCCCCAAAGAUUUUGAGUCCUAAAUGAGACAAGAGCUUCAUUGUUAGGCCUUGGGUGGUAGGAGAAUCACCCCUAAUACCAUAGUUUGUGAAAUCUUGCAACUUAAAGUAGGUUAAAAAUAGCUCCUUAUUAGAUGAAGGACAUAUUUUUUUUAAGUUGUACUAGUUAAUCCUACAACAGACAGUGGACCUGGCCUUCAUUGUCACAGAAAGCAAGCAAAGAGAACCAUCUGGGUGGCUUACGCCAAAAUAGCUGCUAUUCUCUGUGCUAUUGAAAUAGCAAGAAGAGAGACACACUUUGGGGGAAUAAUGGGAGGGACAAGAAGUUUGAAGAAAUGAGAAAACAGAAUGCUCAAGUAUGUUUCUUUUUUAUUAGAGCAAAUUUUUCAGAACAUAAAGCAAGAAUAUAGUCGUUAUCAGAGGUGGAGACAUUUAGAAGUUGUUCUUAAUCAAAGUGAAGCUUGUACUUCAGAAAGUCAGCCUCACUCCUCAGCACUCACAGCACCAAGUUCUCCAGGUUCCUCCUGGAUGAAGAAGGACCAGCCCACCUUUACCCUCCGACAAGUUGGAAUAAUAUGUGAGCGUCUCUUAAAAGACUAUGAAGACAAAAUUCGGGAGGAGUAUGAGCUGAUCCUCAAUAGCAAACUAGCAGAACAAUAUGAAUCUUUUGUGAAAUUCACACAUGAUCAGAUUAUGCGACGAUACGGGACAAGGCCAACAAGCUAUGUGUCCUGAAGCUUUCUUUUGCAUAUCUGGGUACCAGGUUUGACCUCAAGAGAUGGCUGCUGUACACUUUUUGCAACUGGUUUGAUACCACAUUUCAGCUCCAACUUUGCAUCCUGAGAACACUUAAAUGUUUCUGCAGGUCCAUUUUAUACAACUUGAAAGACCUUUAAACUUUCUGGUUGCCACAAGCGUAUCUUUCUUUUCUGCUCAUCCAAUAAAC